Molecule: messenger RNA, 3993 nt
Organism: Galleria mellonella (greater wax moth)
Lineage: Eukaryota; Metazoa; Arthropoda; Insecta; Lepidoptera; Pyralidae
Gene: kn
Product: transcription factor collier
Exons: 16
Coding region: 840-2600 (586 amino acids)
Biological process (GO): regulation of transcription by RNA polymerase II
Molecular function (GO): RNA polymerase II cis-regulatory region sequence-specific DNA binding; DNA-binding transcription factor activity, RNA polymerase II-specific
Source: RefSeq, a predicted model, not a curated record
GCCGAUAAAUUCACACGUGUAUAAUCCAGUUCGGAUUUUAAAAAUUCUACCGUAAUAAUAUAGAGAAACUUUAAAAAUGGAAUCUUUAAAUUUUGAACUUGGAAUAUAUUUAAAGAUAAUAGUAAGUGGCGCCACCUACGGCGUUGACGCCGUCCCGCUCUUGAGGCGAGGGCGUGUCCCUAGGGCGCCUCCCACAGUCCGCGGGGACGGACGGGGCUCGCCGAAGCCCGGGCACUCGGCGGCGCGCUCCCGCGACGCUUGUUAGUGUUCCGCAAAUCCACAGCGGGAUCGCCCGCACAACCGGGACUCGAUCCCAGUACGCACAUACGAUAAUACAGAGCCGCCUACCGGAUAGUUAUACAGAUAGUUACGCCAUAACUGAAGUUUCAAUAUCGGAAUUUCAUUUUAUAACAGAACAAACUAAACUUUUAACUUUCAUCAAACAGUGAUACGAACAUUGUAAUUGUGUUAGAAGUUUUGUUUUUUUUAUUUUUAAUAUGUUUAUGAUAUUUUAACGGAUGAUGUAUCGAACAUAAUAAGAAUUGAAAUAAUUACUUUGACAGAGUAACGUCUAGAAAUCUUCAAUUUUGUGCGUUCUUGGUUCAAACGCGAAUUGCAAUUAAAACGUAACUUUUGAACUUCGCAAUUUUCCGUUGGUGGUCGUGCGCUUUCGGGCGCCUGAUUCCGGGUUCGCGUAGUGUUUCGAGAUUCGGUCGGACGAGUUAAACGCGGCGGCGGGCGGGUACACGGGCUCGCCGUGGCCGCCGCUAGAACUAGACCCCGUGGGAUGGGGUCGAAAGCUGUACCCAUCGGGGGCACCGAGGUCUUCAGGUGGGCUCAUGUUCGGCCUCCAUCAUCAGGAGGCUGCUGGUGGACUUCACGCGCAGCCUCGAGGACCCGUCACCUCUUUGAAAGAGGAGCCUCUGACGCGUGCGUGGAUGACACCUACCUCACUAGUUGAUAAUACCAAUAGCGUGGGUGUGGGUCGAGCGCACUUCGAAAAGCAACCGCCCAGUAACCUGCGCAAGAGCAACUUCUUCCAUUUCGUGGUGGCGUUGUACGAUCGAGCCGGUCAACCCGUCGAAAUCGAGAGGACCGCCUUUAUCGGCUUCAUUGAGAAGGAUCAGGAAGCCGAGGGUCAGAAGACAAACAAUGGAAUUCAAUAUAGACUGCAGUUACUUUACGCAAAUGGUAUUAGACAAGAACAAGAUAUUUUUGUUCGACUCAUAGAUUCCGUAACGAAACAGCCCAUCGUUUACGAGGGACAAGACAAAAAUCCAGAAAUGUGCAGGGUUUUACUUACACACGAAGUUAUGUGCAGUCGGUGUUGUGAUAAGAAAAGUUGCGGCAACAGAAACGAAACGCCAUCAGAUCCUGUUAUAAUUGAUAGAUUCUUUCUCAAGUUCUUUCUAAAGUGCAACCAGAAUUGUUUGAAGAAUGCCGGCAAUCCACGAGACAUGAGAAGGUUUCAAGUGGUAAUAUCAACACAAGUGAUGGUGGACGGGCCCCUGUUAGCGAUAUCAGAUAAUAUGUUCGUUCACAAUAACAGCAAACACGGCCGACGAGCAAAGCGACUAGACCCCACUGAAGGUAUUGACGGCGCGCCAGAGCCUACUUCUGGUCUAUACCCUCCCUUGCCGGUAGCAACGCCGUGCAUCAAAGCGAUAUCACCAAGUGAAGGAUGGACUUCAGGCGGUUCAACAGUCAUAAUAGUUGGAGAUAACUUCUUUGACGGACUGCAAGUUGUUUUUGGAACGAUGCUUGUUUGGAGUGAGCUGAUAACGUCACACGCAAUAAGAGUACAAACACCACCGAGACACAUACCAGGGGUCGUUGAAGUAACGCUUUCUUACAAGAGCAAACAAUUCUGCAAAGGAGCGCCAGGAAGAUUUGUCUAUGUUUCAGCUCUCAACGAGCCUACCAUAGAUUACGGGUUUCAGAGGCUACAGAAGCUUAUACCGAGACAUCCUGGUGAUCCGGAAAAGUUACCAAAGGAAAUAAUUCUAAAGAGAGCAGCUGACCUGGCCGAAGCCCUAUACUCUAUGCCUCGUAACAACCAGCUAGGGCUGGGCGCACCUAGGUCGCCACCAGCCAGUAUGCCCUUCAAUUCAUAUACUGGACAAUUAGCUGUUAGUGUUCAGGACACCGCAGCGUCGCAGUGGACUGAAGAGGAGUACGCGCGUAGUGGCGGCUCCGUGUCGCCGCGGUACUGCUCCGCCGCGUCCACGCCGCACGCCGCGCCCGCGACCUACCCACACCCGCAGCACUACCCCGCGCCGCCCACCUCACUAUUCAACACUACCUCGCUGUCUCUUGGCCCGUAUCAUCCAGCCAACAUGAAUAGAAAUUUGUCAUCUGACCAUCACUAUAACGCGUAUAAUACGGAAGAUAGCGGACAUUACAGUGAAAGAAAUGUGAAUUCUAAGAGCAUGGCCGACUGUCCGGCAAAUACUCAUACAAAAUGCACUGGCAGCGAUAUGAAAGGGCCACAGAGUAAAGAGAGUAAACAGAGAAGCGCUUUUGCUGUAGUGAGACAGAGUCCGCCAAGGGUUGCCAAUGUUCAACACCAUCCGAAUUGGCAACAUCUCGCCGUUCAGUGAAUGAGCGGCCUUGUUUCAUCUCCAUUCAGUGUGAAUCCAUUCUCUUUGCCAACGUGCAGCGCCCAACAGUACGCCCAGACAGCCCCUCUCGCUUCCAAGUAGCCCUCGUUUUACUACACCGCGACCGCAUUAAAUGUUACUGGUUAGUUUCUGUUCGUCAUUUAUCUGUGCAAAUAUUUUGUUGAUAAAUUUAAAUUUAUAAAUUAUUAUUAAAUUUAAAAAUAAUAAUCUUUAAAACCACAGACAUAGAUAAUGAUUGACAACGCAGUACCUAUGUCUUUCAUUAUAGUCUUAUUUUUUAUAUUGCUAAAUAAUAAAUAUUGCUGUUGGCAAUAAUAAUAAUAAAUAUUUGUAAUCACAAACCAAAUCGUAUCAGAAAUAUUACUUACGAUCUCAUUUUUUAUUUCUUUAAACUUUUUCAGCAUAAAUAUUAGGUAAGAAUGAACGAAAUAAAAUUUAAUUGGAAAUUAAGAAUUAAUCGAUUUUUAACAAUUUUUAUCAUGUUAUCGAUUAUUUCAUUUAAAAUUAUAAUUAAAUCAGUAAGGGCUCUAAAGUAUUGAUUAUUCAUUUGUUUCUUUUUCUUUUAAAUUGUAAUAAAUAAAAGUUAUAAAUUUUUAUAAAGUUUAAAAAAACAAAGAAUAUCGCGGCGUGUGUAGGUAAAUGUAUAUAUCACUUAUUGUAAUUUAAAUGUAAAUAAUAGAAAUUAUUAUUAUUAUAUUAAUAGUUCGAUUGCUAGAUCGGGUAUAGUGUAGAUUUUUAUAAAUAUGAAGCCCAAUGAAAUAUUAUGUCUUGCUGCGACAACGAAAAUGCUCAGGGCGAAACAACUCUACAUCAGAACUAUAUGUAAAAAAAGUUAUAUUUAUCUAAUUAUAAUUGUAUCUUCCUUUUGCAAUUUGUAAGUGUGUUUUGUAAUUUUUGUUUUUGUACAAUCUGUGAUAUAUUUAUUGUAAGUACUGUUGUAAAUUUUAUUCUAAUGUAUAAAUUUUUUGAAAUCUUAAACUUGACUAGAGUUAAGACGAAUUGUUUCCUCACUGCUUGGUUUCUCGAUUUACAACGGAAAAUAUGUAACGAUCAUAUCUCGAAACGGAACAUAUCUAUAUGAAUUAAAUAGAAAACUAUGAGAGUAUUAUGUAAGGGUACAACGAAAAAAUAAAUCUCACUUCGAAAUGAAGAAAGAUGUAUACGAAAUAUAAAAAUAAAUUUUCUCCCAAGAACACUUUACUUGGAUUUUCACGGAAUCCGUUUUCGAGGCGAAUCUCCCUGAAUAUGAAAUAUGUAGUCACGUAUAUUGUUUAACGCAGUUAUUGUGUAUCAAAUAAGAUAUGUACAUUGUAAUCGUUCAUGAAACAAACUAUCACGAAGUACGAAAUUAAAUAACGUAAAUAAUUAAUUA